AAAAAAAAAAAAAAAAAAAACCAACCUCUCUCUCUCUCUCUCUCUCUCUACACCAAUGGCCAAAUCCUGCAAACACCCGUUACUUCUCUCUCUAACAUUCUUCACAUUCUUCUUCGUUCACACCUCAUCUUCACCAUCUGAGCUAGAAAUUCUCCUCACAUUCAAAUCCUCCAUUGAAGACUCAAAGAAUUCUCUCUCCACUUGGUCCAACACCUCACAAACUCACUACUGCAAGUGGACUGGAAUCACUUGCUCGCCAACUUCACCGCCUUCUGUGACUUCCAUAAACCUCCAAAGCCUGAAUCUUUCCGGCGAAAUCUCUUCCUCAGUUUGCAAACUCGCCAAUCUUUCUUAUCUCAACCUUGCUGACAACUUUUUCAACCAGCCCAUUCCUCUUCAGCUCUCGGGGUGUAGCUCUCUGGAGAGUCUGAAUCUCAGCAACAAUCUCAUCUGGGGAACAAUCCCAGAUCAGAUUUCUCAGCUUGGUUCAAUAAAAGUGCUUGAUUUGAGCAGGAACCAUGUGGAGGGGAAAAUCCCAGAAAGCAUUGGACUUUUGAGGAAGCUCAAAGUUGUUAUCUUGUCCAACAAUCUGCUCUUGGGUAAUGUACCUUCUUCUGUUUUUGGGAACUUGUCUGAGCUUGUUGUUCUUGAUUUGUCUCAAAAUCCUUACUUGGUGAGUGAGAUUCCCAGUGAUGUUGGGAAGCUUGAGAGGCUUGAGCAGCUUUUGUUGCAAAGUUGUGGUUUUCAUGGUCAGAUUCCUGAGUCUUUUCUGGGUUUGCAAAGCUUGACCAUUUUGGACCUUUCCCAGAAUAAUCUUACUGGAAAGGUUCCUAAAACACUAGGUUCUUCUCUCAAGAACUUGGUGUCUUUUGAUGUCUCAGAGAAUAAGCUUUUGGGGUCUUUCCCUGAUGAUAUAUGUAGUAGUAAAAAGGGUGUUAUAAACCUUAGUCUUCAUACAAAUCUAUUUAGUGGUCCAAUUCCUAGCUCCAUUAAUGAGUGCUUGAAUCUUGAGAGAUUUCAAGUUCAGAACAACUUGUUCUCUGGUGAUUUCCCAAAUGGGCUAUGGUCAUUGCCCAAAAUCAAGCUUAUUAGAGCUGAAAACAAUCUUUUUUCGGGGCCAAUACCCGAGUCCAUAGCCAUGGCUGCUCAACUUGAGCAAGUUCAGAUAGAUAACAACAGCCUCACAGGUGUAAUUCCUCAGGGUCUUGGACAUGUCAAGAGCUUGUAUAGAUUCUCUGCCUCUCUUAAUGGUUUCUAUGGUGAAAUCCCUCCGAACUUUUGCGACUCUCCUGUUAUGAGUAUAAUAAAUCUUUCCCACAACUCCCUUUCUGGUGAAAUUCCUGCGCUGAAAAAAUGCAGGAAACUUGUGUCAUUGUCUUUGGCAAACAAUAGCCUUACUGGGAAAAUCCCACCUUCUCUUGCUGACUUACCAGUUUUGACUUAUCUCGAUCUUUCGGAUAAUAAUCUCACCGGUCCAAUCCCUCAAGGGCUUCAGAAUUUGAAGCUUGCCUUGUUCAAUGUGUCCUUCAAUCGGCUAUCUGGAAAGGUUCCCUAUUCGUUGAUUUCGGGUCUUCCAGCUUCGUUUCUUCAAGGGAAUCCUGAUCUCUGCGGCCCGGGAUUGCCAAAUUCGUGUUCUGAUGAAGAAGAGCCUGGACACCAUGAUGCCGGUCUUACAACAUUGACAUGUGCUCUGAUCUCUUUGGCUUUUGCUGUUGGAACUAUGAUUGUUGUUGCCGGGUUUAUUUUGUACCAACGAUCACACAAGCGGAGAUCCCAAGUUGGUGUGUGGCGUUCGGUUUUCUUCUAUCCUCUUAGGGUCACCGAGCAUGAUUUGGUUAUGGGAAUGGAUGAUAAGAGUGCCGUGGGAAGUGGUGGAGUUUUCGGAAGAGUUUACGUUCUAAGUUUGCCUAGUGGUGAACGUGUUGCUGUGAAGAAGCUUGUUAACUUUGAAACUCAGUCCUCGAAAGCUUUGAAGGUCGAAAUCAAGACGUUGGCCAAGAUCAGGCAUAAGAACAUUGUUAAAGUUCUGGGAUUUUGCCAUUCUGAGGAUUCAAUCUUUUUAAUUUAUGAGUUCCAACCUAAUGGGAGUUUGGGAGACUUGAUUAGCAGAGAGGAUUUUCGACUUGAGUGGAGUGUUAGAAUGAAAAUUGCAAUUGGGGUUGCUCAAGGACUAGCAUAUCUUCACAAGGAUUAUGUUCCUCAUUUACUCCACAGAAAUGUCAAAUCCAGAAAUAUCCUUCUGGAUGAGGAUUUUGAACCAAAACUGACAGAUUUCGCUCUUGAUCGGAUUGUGGGAGAAGCUGCGUUCCAGUCAACAAUAACAUCUGAAUCUCCUUUCUCCUGUUACAAUCCACCAGAAUAUGGAUAUAGUAAGAAACCAACUGAACAAAUGGAUGUGUACAGAUUUGGUGUUGUGUUGCUAGAGCUAGUCACAGGCAGGCCAGCUGAGCAAUCUGAAUCAGUCGAUUCCCUUGACAUUGUGAAGUGGGUGAGAAGGAAAGUUAACAUCACAAAUGGAGUUUUUCAGGUUCUUGAUCCCAAUGUAUCAAGUUCUUCGCAACAAGAGAUGCUAGAAGCUCUUGAUCUCGCUCUCCGUUGCACUUCUGUGAUGCCGGAGAAGAGACCAUCGAUGUUUGAAGUCGUGAAGUUGUUGCAGUCUCUUGGUUCAAAGACCAAUGUCUCCAGUGUAGAGUUCUCUGCUUUUCAAGAUCAUUUAGUCCCAGUUUGAAACCUGAACAAGAAAACUACACCAUUUCUCUCUACUUUGCCUUUAAUGUAAAUCCAAUUCUGAUAGGGAAGGGUAAGUUUGGGCAUGGAUUUUGUCUAUCUUCCAACUGGAAUCUGUUUUGGGGUUUUUAUCAAAUCUUAUUGGCUUUUACAAUGUAAUAUUAUUAGUUCACAACCUAUGAAUGGCAUCUCAUAUAUAUUAUCGAGAGAUGUUGCUGAUAUUUAAUCUCAUGCAUGA
Morus notabilis is the source of this 2965-nucleotide messenger RNA. RefSeq names its product probably inactive leucine-rich repeat receptor-like protein kinase At5g06940. The transcript has 2 exons. Gene Ontology annotation, molecular function: protein kinase activity; receptor serine/threonine kinase binding; ATP binding. NCBI's taxonomy places the organism in Eukaryota, Viridiplantae, Streptophyta, Magnoliopsida, Rosales, Moraceae. Gene Ontology annotation, biological process: protein phosphorylation. The record is from RefSeq and is a predicted model, not a curated record. The coding region runs from base 56 to 2728 and encodes 890 amino acids.